AAGACAAAAUAGAGAAACCCUCUCUGCCCUCAGCUCCGCUCACAAGUCACAACUCGAUAAACUAUUUUGUUUAGCUUGUUUGUGCGGUAAUGGCGUUUGAUGUGGGUUCUUUCACUACAGAGCUUGCAAAAGGGUUUGACUAAACACUCUCGUUACCAAUGCUUCAUUUAUUUUAACCUAAGAACUGACUACUUUCUGAGCUGAUUGAAUACCAAACAUGGAAAAUAACGAAAAAGUCGCGAACUUGUUGGGAAAGGAAGUUUCUAGUGGUAACAGAGAGACCAAUUAUGCAAAAAAAGAAACUUUGAAUCCAAAUGCCAGAGAAUUUGUUCCUCUUGGAGUCAGAUCACGAGCUGCAGACAUUCUUCUCCCAGAUGACCUUACUCUCGAUUUUGAGGCGACAGGCUUAGAUAAUACUAGUCAAGAAAUCAAUGGUUUAUCCUUUUCAAGCUUAUCAUUAAUGGAUGGUAAAGAACAUUCUGCUCUUGAACAGCAAGAUAUAUCAUCUGAUCUUUUUAAUGGUAACAAUUACGUUGAAAAGCAAAGAAUUGUUGGCUCGUCUCGUGGAGAACGUCGAGCGCCUUUGGGUUUUCGGGGAUCUUUUGAUAAAUGUUGGGAUGAGAGAAUUGGGAAUGAUGGUCGGCUUCUUGCAAAAGACAGAUAUUCUUAUUAUGGGAAUUCAAGAGUCGAUUUCUGUACGGAUGUGUCAAAUGAGCAAUUGAUGAUGGAGAAUGAAGAUUUGAACCCAAUUGUAUUUCUAGCUUCCCGUUUUCCUGGUUUUUCAGCCGAAAGUCUUAUGGAGGUGUAUUUUGCCAAUGGUGGUGACUUGAAUCCAACAAUCGAGAUGCUUACUCAGCUUGAGGUGUAUUUUGCCAAUGGUGGUGACUUGAAUCUAACAAUCGAGAUGCUUACUCAGCUUGAGGCCGAGAUGAACAGAGGCUGUAAUCAAAUUCUUAAUUCAAAGAACUUGCCCACCACAAAUCUUAGUGGCUCGGAUUUUCCUGCUCUCUGUUUGACAAAUGUUCGAAAUGGUCUCGGAAAGGAUUGCACACUAUUUUUUAGUCCAUUUCCAUCCGCUCAGUCAAGAAGGGCUAUAGAUUUAGGCUCGGCUGUGGAAAAAAUGGCGUCACAAGAUUCUAGCAUUUGGGCGUAUGAGAAAAAGGGUUCUUCAGCCACAAGCGUUGGGUCCAGUAGAAGUUUACAAUUACUCGGAAGCUCGUAUAACAGUGGACAAGGCAGGGGCAUUUGCAGCAACGCUGUGCAAAAUCGUGCAAAUAUGUAUUCUGAAAUGUGGGAGGAAGCUCGUGAUCAUGCACGCAUACGCAAUGCAUACUUUGAGAAGGCUCGACAAGCCUACCAGAUAGUCAACAAGUCCUUAGCCAAGGAUUUGAUCAUUAAAGGACAAAUGCACAAUAUGUGGAUGAAAGCAGCUCAUGAGAAAGCUCAAGAAUCAAUUUUUCGCCAGAGCAGAACAGGCGUGAUCGUCUACAUUUGCAUGGGGACAGCCAGCCAGCUUCUAGGACUUGGGUGCGUGGUCACACUCUGGGCUAUGAAAGGCCAAGAGGUCUCUGUCUGCGAAGAAAUUACCGCAAUAGCUGUAGCGGUGACCCAAUUUUGCAAUCUUCUUGUGGUCAUUUGCGACGGAACUCCACCGUUCAAGUGCCUCUUCAAAGGGUGUGACAAGGAAAUCGGGCCAAAUUCAAUGUCCCACAACUGGUCAACUACAGAUGACCACAAGAAGAUUGCAAAAUUGGGCCAUUGUUGCAGUUAUUGCGGUAAUUUGUUCGCAGACAGAGACCUCUUGACCUUCGAUGGCCCAGAGUGUGACCACGCACCCAAGUCCUAG
Molecule: messenger RNA, 1846 nt
Organism: Striga asiatica
Lineage: Eukaryota; Viridiplantae; Streptophyta; Magnoliopsida; Lamiales; Orobanchaceae
Source: the annotation of a GenBank genome assembly